Aspergillus heteromorphus CBS 117.55 is the source of this 884-nucleotide messenger RNA. RefSeq lists its product as uncharacterized. The record is from RefSeq and is a predicted model, not a curated record. Gene Ontology annotation, biological process: acetoin biosynthetic process. Lineage: Eukaryota; Fungi; Ascomycota; Eurotiomycetes; Eurotiales; Aspergillaceae. The transcript has a single exon. Gene Ontology annotation, molecular function: acetolactate decarboxylase activity. Bases 298 to 792 code for a protein of 164 amino acids.
GGACACUUUAACUCAAUCCUAUCCGGUUUCCACCCCAGCCCCCAAACCAUGGAACCCAACCAUCUGUACCAGCACUCGGUGCUGAGCGCGCUCAUGCAGGGCAUCGCGGGAACCCAGUCGGGGAUCUCCAUCCCCGACAUCCGCACGCACGGCGACCACGGCAUCGGAACCAUCACCUCCCUGAACGGCGAGAUCAUCAUGCUGGACCACGAGGUGUACCAUUACCCGGGCGACGGGAAGGCGUCGCCCCGCCAGAUCACCUGCAGCGAAGACCCGGACGACGCGCUCCCCUUCGCCAUGGCGACGUUCUUCCGACCGACCCUGACCAACCACCUCCCCUCUCUCUCCAUGGCCACCCUGUCCACAGCACUCUCCCCGCUCCUCCCGCAUCGACAAAACGCCUUCCUUGCCGUCAAAGUCACCUCCGUGUUCAGUCACGUCACCCUCCGCGUCAUCCCCGCGCAGUCGCAUCCAGGCGAGGGGCUAGCCGACCUGGCCAAGCGCCAGGACCAGCCCACGGCGGAGAACAUCUCCGGCACGCUGUUCGGGUUCUGGUCGCCCGCGUACAGCAUGGGGAUGAGUCUGAGCGGGUUCCACGUGCAUUUUCUGUCGGACGAUCGGCGCGUCGGGGGUCAUGUUCUGGAUUUCUCGGCCGGCGAGGGGGGAUGUCGUGUUGAAGCGGCUGUCAUGGAGCAGUAUACCGUCCGGGUGCCGGCGUCGGAGGAGUUCCAUUCGGGUGUCGUUUCCGUGGGGAGUUUGGCGGAUUUGCUUGCCGCGGAGGGGAGUGGAUAGGUUUGCUGGGAUUAUGGGGGUGGAGAGGGAGUGGAUGAGGAGAGAGAGAGAGAGGUAUAUGGCCUUUGCAGUCAAUAUUCACUGCCUAUCGG